CGCUGGUUUCUGCCCUAAUGCGGUGCACGAAGAGAGGGACAGCUCCCUGACAGCCUGUCACACAGUCCUGACCGUCCGGCAGCUCGUCCUGGUCACCUCCAGCCCUGCACCCACCCAGAGUGUAGGACGCCUCUGCAUCAUCCCAGCAUCUUGUAUCUACGUGCAGAUGCCUCUCCCUCUACACCGGACGGGCAUAUAGCGGUGCGCCUACAGAGCAGCAGCUUGUGCUCCACCGCAGCGCUCCACAUUCCUGCAGCAUCACCCGGCCGGGCGGCGGAAUUGCGCAGUCACAGGACCAUUGCGGACAUCGGGACCGGCAGAUAUGACAGAUUGAAACAACAUCUAGAGAGGGCCGAGGGACACUUUUGGAGAUCUGCUCUGCGCAGGUUGAAGCAGGCUCACUCACCCUACACCCCCGGGAACAGAAUGAAGUCUCACCCUGGUUUACGGAUAUCUUUUAUCCUGUCCUUUCUCCAGUUGGUCUUGGCUAUUAAAGUUCCUCUGGACCCAACCAUUGAACGAGACCUGUAUCAGCCCCCAACCAUCAUCAAGGAAUCGGAAAAGAAUUAUAUUGUUGACCCACGUGAUAAUAUCAUGAUAGAAUGUGAGGCUACAGGAAACCCAUAUCCAACAUUUAGCUGGACACGAAACGGGAAAUUUUAUAACGUAGCCAAAGACCCAAAAGUCUCAUUCCGCAGGCGUUCUGGGACCCUUGUCAUAGACAUAUAUGGGGGUGGUCGGCCUGAGGACUACGAAGGAGAAUAUCAGUGCUUUGCUCGCAAUCGGCAUGGAACAGCCCUUUCAAACAAGAUUUUACUGCAAGUAUCAAGAUCCCCACUGUGGCCAAAGGAAAACCUGGACCCAGUUGUCAUAAAUGAGGGCGCUUCCCUCAUUCUUCAGUGCAACCCCCCACCCAGUCUUCCCCCUCCAGUCAUAUUCUGGAUGAGCAGCUCAAUGGAGCCGAUUGCACAGAAUAGACGAGUGUCUCAGGGUUUGAAUGGGGAUCUAUACUUCUCUAAUGUCCUGCGUGAAGACGCACAGACAGAUUACAGCUGCAACGCUCGCUCCCAUUUCACACACACUAUCCAGCAGAAGAACGCCUACACUCUCAAAGUCGUGACCACCCGUGGAGUAUCAGAGAGAACUCCAACGUUCUUGCUGCCUACGGGCACUUCUAGCACUAAGCUGGUGUUACGGGAUGAAGAUCUCCUGCUUGAAUGCAUUGCCUCUGGAGUACCAACUCCAGAAAUCAUGUGGUACAAGAAGGGAGGGGAGUUGCCAAGCCAAAAACUCAAGUUUGAGAACUUCAACAAAACUCUUCGUAUUUCACGAGUGUCGGAGGAAGACAGUGGAGAGUAUUUUUGUCAAGCGUCUAACAGGAUGGGCAGUAUAAGGCACACUAUCACUGUUCGAGUGAAGGCGGCACCUUUUUGGUUGGAUAAACCUAAGGACCUGAUCUUAGCUCCUGGAGAAAAUGGUCAAUUGGUGUGUCGUGCCAAUGGCAAUCCUAAACCUACUGUUCAAUGGAUGAUGAAUGGAGAGCCGUUAUCAGUAACAGAUCCAAACCCUAAUUUUGAAGUUGCUGGUGACACCAUCAUCUUCCGUGAAGUGCAGAGCGGAAACAGCGCAGUGUUUCAGUGCAACGCAUCCAAUGCCCAUGGCUAUCUGUUGGCUAAUUCCUUUAUCAACAUCCUGGAUGUUCCCUCACGAGUUCUGGGCCCUCGGAAUCAACUUAUAAGAGUAAUUGAGUACAACAGGACUCAACUAGACUGUCCGUUCUUUGGCUCUCCUAUUCCCACACUUCGGUGGUUUAAGAAUGGACAGGGCAGUAACCUGGAUGGAGGAAAUUACCGGGUACAUGAAAAUGGUACCCUAGAGAUUAGUGUUGUAAGGAAAGAAGAUCAGGGCAAAUACACCUGCGUUGCCACCAACAUCCUUGGAAAUGCUGAAAAUACUGUGCGGCUGGAGGUCAAAGAGGCUACCCGUAUAAUUAAGGGGCCAGAAGAUCAGAUAGCUAGACGAGGCACCACAGUGCGCUUGGACUGUAGAGUAAGGAGUGAUUUAUCCCUGAGAUUAACAGUAAUAUGGAUGAAGGAUGAUACACAGCUGUACAUCAGCAGCAGAAUGAAGAAAGAGGAUGAUGCUCUCGUUAUUUUUGGGGUAGCAGAGAGGGACCAAGGCGCAUACACCUGUGUGGCCAAAACUGAGUUGGAUCAGGACUUUGCUAAAGCCUAUCUCACCAUUCAAGAAACCUCCACCUCACCUACUAGCCGACUGACAACACUACAAAGAGAUAAACCAGAUCCCCCCAUGGACUUGGAGUUAACCGAACUUGCAGAAAGAAGCGCCCAGCUCACGUGGACAGUAGGCAGUGAUAACAACAGCCCUAUAACAGGUUUUAUUAUACAGUUUGAGGAGAACCGUUACCAACCAGGUACCUGGCACAACCUUGCCUCAGUUCCUGGUAAUGUGAACACUGCUUUGCUUCGUCUUUCUCCAUAUGUCAACUAUCAGUUUCGCGUUUUGGCAAUAAAUGAUCUGGGAAGCAGUAUGCCCAGCCCAUCAUCGGAGAGAUACCAAACUAAUGGGUCACCCCCAGAAGUUAAUCCAAGUGAUGUUCGUGGAGCGGGAACUCGUAAAGACAAUAUGGAGAUCACAUGGACACCACUGAACUCCACACAGGCAUAUGGUCCCAAUCUACGCUACAUUGUAAAGUGGCGGCAGCGUCACACAGGAGAGCCAUGGAGCAAUAUCACAGUCUGGACAAAUAAGCACGUAGUGUGGAACACUCCUGUAUACACCCCUUAUGAAAUAAGGGUGCAGGCAGAAAACGAGUUUGGCAGGUCACCAGAACCAAGCACUGUGAUUGGAUACUCAGGAGAAGAUUAUCCUAAAGCAGCACCAACUGACAUUAAACUGAGGGUCAUGAACAGCACUGCUAUCGCCCUCCAGUGGACACGUGUGGCCCCUGCUUCUGUCCAAGGAAGUCUCGUGGAAUACAGAGCAUAUUACUGGAGGGAAAGUAGUUUGCUCAAGGGACUUUGGGUCUCCCGAAAGAAGCUGCAGCAGAGUUUUAUUGGGGACCGUGUACGCGGGAUCGUGUCCUUCCUGAUACCUUACAGCAACUACAAAUUAUACAUGGUAGCAGUGAACGGCAGAGGGGAUGGCCCGAAGAGUGACAUUAAAGAUUUCACUACACCAGAAGGAGUGCCCAGUCAGCCCAAAAAUUUUAGAUUCCAUGAACCGAACAAUGAAUUGAUUAUCUUAGAAUGGAAUCCUCCAGAACACCCCAAUGGAAAUUUGACAGGAUACAGCAUUCGCUACCAAGCAUUCAAUGGUUCCAGAUUUGCAAGACCCAUGGUUGAUGUAUUGUCACCAAACCAAACAAAAUACACUAUAACAAGGACGGAUCCGAUAUCUCGUUAUCGCCUCACCUUAAGUGCAAGGACCCAGGUUGGAGCUGGGGAAGCAGUCACGGUUGAUACGCCUCUCAGGCAGGAUGAAGUUCCCCCUACUUCAGCGCCUGAACACUGGGACAUCAAAAUUUCCCCCAACAGCCACUGGGCAAACAUCACCUGGGUAUAUAAUGUACAGAUGGGCACUGAGGUUAUGGUUGAGUAUAUUGACAGUAAUAACAUGAGCAGAACUGUUCCCGUUAGGGGUCAUCCCCCUGCAUCAAUUCAGCUGUCUGAUCUGGUCCCUGGGAUGACCUACAGAGUACGGGUUUAUUCCCAGGAGCACCACGCGGUCACAAGCCCAUUUGUGACUUUCGAGACCAACUCAGCUUACACAAAGAACCAGGUGGACAUUGCUACCCAGGGCUGGUUCAUUGGACUCAUGUGUGCAGUCGCUCUCCUGGUGCUCAUCUUAUUGAUAGUUUGCUUCAUCAAGAGGAGUCGAGGAGGAAAAUACCCAGUGAGAGAAAAGAAAGAAGUGGCACUAGGUCCUGAAGAUCAGAAAGAUGAAGAUGGUUCAUUUGACUACAGUGAUGAAGACAACAAGCCACUUCAGGGCAGUCAGACUUCAAUAGAUGGAACUAUAAAGCAACAAGAGAGCGAUGACAGCCUUGUGGAUUAUGGUGAAGGAGGAGAAGGACAGUUUAAUGAAGACGGCUCCUUUAUAGGGCAGUAUACAGUUAAAAAGGACAAGGAUGAGACAGAGGGUAAUGAAAGUUCAGAAGCCACCUCACCAGUCAAUGCCAUAUAUUCCCUGGCAUAGGACAAUUCCCACAUCCCAUCUUAUCUCAAAUUCUACCACAUCCAUGUCUUUGCCUCUCUGAGCUCUCCUAGGAACACCAGAUACCCUUUUCACCCGGCUAGUUAACAAUAGGAAACAUGUACCUAUGGAGAUUCCUACUAUUAGAAGAACCUCAUCUGCAGUUCAGAAAAACGCCACAAGACGUGGAAUCAUGGACAGCUUUCUUCUUCUACAGCUGCUACAGUGUCUGCCCAAACCACAUGCACAGUAUUACUUGCUGGGACAUUAUCUCAGCCAUGCCUUGCAGUCUGUUGACUAUAGUUCCAUUCAGUUCCACAGGAGGAAGACAAUGACCUAAUAUUCACUGCUGUCUGAUGUCCACUAAAUUUCAAUCUAGGAAGAUUGAAAUCCAUUCAGAUUGAAGUCCACUCAUUUUCACUCUGGGAACAAUUACCAUGUUUCACUUAAAGAUCAGAGAGUUUUACCCCAGUAGGAGACAACUUCUGAUUGGAAUAAAAGGAACGUAUUAUUUUUUCACCUUGCAAUGUGGGAAGGCAAUGGGAUAAGUGAUCUAAAACUCCUUUUAACUGUUCCCAUCUAGCAAAGAGGUCAUGUAACUAUUAAUUUCCCCACCUCCUGUUUUAAUGUGAAUGUUUGUUGUGCUCCAGGGUUUUCUGUAAUAUAGACCAUAUAGGGCAAUAAGGCACUCUGGAUAUGUGCUUCAUUAUCAUUCCCCUCAGGACAGCAUUCAACGCUAUAACUGCUUGUGGGAGCCUGGCAAUGCCAUUGGACAUGCCCCAGCAUCAUGGAGCUGUUGUCCAUUGAUUGUAGCUGCUACUUUUACAUAUCCCAUUGUCUGAUUUUCCAAGGCCAGCUCCUGCCAUUUGCUGCCAGAAGGAUAUGAGUGGAGCCACAGAGGAUACUAAGCAACACAGGCACUGGUACUAACAACAUAAUUGUCCCCAUUAUAUACAUCCAUCCUUAAUUCUUUGUGCCACUAACAAUCUAUGCAGAAAUGAUGUCCAUCCAUGUCCUCUGCUUUUUCCAGAUCACCCUGUUUUUGCCUAUUCUUGUUUUGGGAAAUAAUAGUUGUUGGCACCAGAAUGGGUGGGAGGGAGCCAUCACUGAUAAUGGGUACCUGCUCCUUGCAGCACCUAGAACAUGUCUAAAUGAUUGUGAAUAUAACGAAUGUUUGAGACAUUGGAGGUGGCACUGGUGCUGAUUGUGACAGUAAGUACACCAAGUCAAUGUGUGUGAUGUUGACAUUGCUGCAUGAGUGUGUGUUUUCCAGGAGAGUAUGGCACCCUUGCUGUGCAUCUGUUGUAUGUGUGUCAAUGUCACUGCAGAGGUGCAAGUAAAAUAGGACUUACAGAUGUGCUAUCCCUGCUGAACCUGAGCUAACAAUGCCUUUGAUGUGCAAGGAGGAGGCUGGAACUUCCACUGCUGUACCUGUGAUUACAUAUCGGGUUUGGCAGAGUGUGUACCUAUUAAGGAGAGCUGGCACCGCCUUAGUAUAUCUCAAGCUAUAUCCUGAAGCUUUGCCAAAUCUGGCCUUAAAAAUCACCGGAAAGAAAUGAUAUCACACAUAGGUGCCCCGACCUCUCCAUUUCUAUAACACACACUCUGCCUUGUCUCUCCUUUUGCACUAAAGAUUCCCUCAUAUCUUUUGUUUGACUUGUAAAUAUUAACUUAUAUCCAUAUUUAAUUACCACUCAAAGAAACACUAAUAUAUUUAUAUCACUGUACAUUAACCGCAAGCAUAAUACUGGACUAUUAUAAGGAUUGGGUAGCCCAUAUUGGUCUGUGGCACUGAAAGGGUUAAUUGUAUGCCAAGAGGAAACCCACAGUGCGUCAUAUGGAGACUUGACUUUUUCUUUUGUGCUAUUCUUUGCCAGUCGUAUUUUUUGAGAAAUGAACACUCUCAUAGGAGAAUUGGUUAACUCCUUCAUGCUGGAGAGUCCUGCCCCUCUUAAAAAUUGAGAUGUCAGUGUUUUCUCCUGUUGAAUCUUCAUUUCUAUAGUUUUUUGUUUGGAGCGAGCAGAGAACUGCAUGAGCGCCACUAAUACGUUUAUAUCCGUCUGUCGUCUGUUCCUUGUUUUGUCUUUUUUAAUCACUGUAAAACAAAGAAAUAAAUUCCUUUUUUUUCUUUU
This is a messenger RNA of Bufo gargarizans (Asiatic toad), 6347 nucleotides long. RefSeq names its product neurofascin (gene NFASC). The record is from RefSeq and is a predicted model, not a curated record. Gene Ontology annotation, molecular function: cell-cell adhesion mediator activity. NCBI's taxonomy places the organism in Eukaryota, Metazoa, Chordata, Amphibia, Anura, Bufonidae. Gene Ontology annotation, biological process: brain development; cell-cell adhesion.